Molecule: messenger RNA, 324 nt
Organism: Cylicostephanus goldi
Lineage: Eukaryota; Metazoa; Nematoda; Chromadorea; Rhabditida; Strongylidae
Source: the annotation of a GenBank genome assembly
AUUCGAAGCAAAGCAACUAUGGCUGUUGAGGAACCAGAAACUAAGGGUGGACAUCUUCCUGCUGAGAAAGUUGGAGGACGAAGAAUUGUCACCAAGAAAGAUCGUCGUCAAUCUGAGACGGAACAGCCGUCUUCGGAUAAUUCUGACGAUAAUCACGAGUUGGUAGAACGAGAUAGCACAUUGCCAGCACAGAUGGAAAAAAGCUACCCAACGGGUUCUGUGAAACAGGCGCAUGAGAAACCACAUCCAGCACAUCAACCUCAUUAUUCUAAUCCUCCAGCUCAGCAUAGUCAAAAUCUUUUCCAACCCAGAAAGCAAAACUAG